UCCGAAAAUGAGAACAGAAGGCGGACAAGACAGGCUUACAGCGGCAUGAAAGUGUAGUCGUACUGAUCCAAUGUCACCGAUUUCACAUACUUCUCGCAGGUCUGGAUAGCUGCAGAUCAGUCUGUAGUGCAGCUCAAUCUCCAUUCAUUGCUGCAUGUUGCGUGGCGGAGUGGAGACUGAGCCGUAAUGGAGGUGCCCAACUACAUGUCCAGGCUGCUGUGCCAGCUGAACGAGCAGCGCAAGCGGGACUUCUUCUGCGACUGCAGCAUCAUCGUGGAAGGACAGGUCUUCAAGGCCCACAGGAAUAUCCUGUUUGCGGGUAGUGGCUACUUCCGGGCCCUGCUAGUGCACUACCUGCAGGACAGUGGCCAGCGCCACAGCACCGCCUCGCUCGACAUCGUCACCGCCAGCGCCUUCUCUCUCAUACUGGACUUCCUCUACUGCGGCCGGCUGGACCUGCGACGCGACAACGUCAUCGAGGUGAUGUCGGCCGCCAGCUACCUCCAGAUGACGGACGUGGUGAACUUCUGCAAGAACUACAUCCACACCUCUCUGGAGAUCUGCAACCGGGGGAGGGAGCAGCAGGAGGGGGGCAGGACGUCAGCGGCGGCCGAGAGGCCCGGCAUCAGCAUCAGCGCCGCCGCCGCGUCUCCAGACGCCUCUCAAGACGGACGACCCCCGGCGCCCCAGUCCAGCUCUGCUAGACCCUCCUCCUCGUCCAAUCACAAUCCAACGUCGAGCGCCGCUGCUGUGAUGUCACUCAGUGCCGCCUUGAGUAGCAGGAUGUCGGAGGAGAGCGAGGGUUCGGGUUCGAGAGGCGAGUUCCCGGCGGUGGCGGCGGGGUCAGUGCACCACCUGUCGGACCCCCGUCUGAAGGCGGACCCGGGCAGCUUCCCCUCCUCCUCCUCAUCGGGGGGCGGGCUGAUGUUCGGUCUCGUGCAACUCAAGGAAGAGUACGACCCGGACGAGGACGCGGACGCGGGCGAGUCACAUGAUCUCAAGGACCCCCUCGGCUUCUACAACAGAUCGGCCCUCUUUGACGGUCGUGGACUGGAGGCGAGCCUCCACAGUGGCGGUGCCAGUGCUGCCGCCGCCGCUGCUGCUGCUGCUGCCGCCGCCAAUGCUCUCGGCCCCGACUACGACGGCUAUCAGGGCAAACUGAUGCACUACUACAGCCAGAGCCUAGGGGGCGCUGCGGUGCCUUUGCUGCGUGGGGAGGAAGGCAUGGGGCAUCAGGGGAACGUGCUCAGUAUGGAGAUGAGUGCAGACUGGUUUGGAGACGACACAGGCGACGGCCUGGUGGUGUCGGUGAAGCUGCACAAGUGCCCGUACUGCCCCUACACGGCCAAGCAGAAGGGCAUCCUGAAGCGCCACAUCCGCUGCCACACGGGCGAGCGGCCGUACCCCUGCCACCUCUGCGGCAAACGCUUCACGCGCCAGGAGCACCUCCGCAGCCACGCCCACAGCGUUCAUCGGGCGAGCUGGCCAGUGGUGUGUCGCGGGUGUCGGCGCGUCUUCUCCGAGGGCGCGUCCCCCAGCCUGAAGCGCGGCGGCCUGUGCGAGGGCUGCACCGGCCUCCCCACCACCACCAGCCAACAGGACCCCGCCUCCACACACCCCGGCAGCCAAUCGGAGGGCUCGGACCGCAGCAACAACGCAGAGCCUGAUUGGCCGGUCUUUAUGGAGGAAGCGAACGAGGCGGACCAAGGGGGACCUUGAGAUGUCGUCAACACCCUCCAGGAAGUUACAACAAUUCUUUGCCAUCAGAGGAAGUACAGGACUACAAGUCAAGACUAGCCUGGGCGAAUAGCUGACUGUUGACUCCGUCAAUCAGUCUGGCAAAAGCCAUGAGGAAUCCGUCUCCGUGGAAGAUGGGAGAUGGUCUGAUCUUUCGCUAUCAUUUAAAUUAAUUGGAGUUCCAAACACAAAUCAAAACCCAUACCGUGUUUUAUUAGCAUGCCUGUUACGUUAUAGCGUUGCAAAAGCAUACAAAUAACAAAACGAAAGUGUGAAUAUAGUUACCUUAACCAAUCAGUAACGGAGCUAGCGGGUGAGUUCUAUGUCACCACUCAACUGUUUGCUGAUUGGCGAAACACUGAGAGAACCGAGCUCGAGGCUUUUGCCAGACGAUGUGCGGAGCCAAAAUCUUUGGGUGGAGUACAUGGAUGGCGUUGCCAGGCUAAGUCAAGACUACUUCCUCCAGGCCUGAUGUGUGGACUCUGAAUAGACUAAUGGCCCCCAAUGGGAACUAAG
Molecule: messenger RNA, 2253 nt
Organism: Engraulis encrasicolus (European anchovy)
Lineage: Eukaryota; Metazoa; Chordata; Actinopteri; Clupeiformes; Engraulidae
Gene: zbtb8b
Product: zinc finger and BTB domain containing 8B
Exons: 8
Coding region: 187-1719 (510 amino acids)
Biological process (GO): regulation of transcription by RNA polymerase II
Molecular function (GO): RNA polymerase II cis-regulatory region sequence-specific DNA binding; protein binding; DNA-binding transcription factor activity, RNA polymerase II-specific
Source: RefSeq, a predicted model, not a curated record